Solea senegalensis (Senegalese sole) is the source of this 2500-nucleotide messenger RNA. RefSeq names its product glutamate receptor ionotropic, kainate 2. The transcript has 5 exons. NCBI's taxonomy places the organism in Eukaryota, Metazoa, Chordata, Actinopteri, Pleuronectiformes, Soleidae. The record is from RefSeq and is a predicted model, not a curated record. Gene Ontology annotation, biological process: synaptic transmission, glutamatergic; modulation of chemical synaptic transmission. The annotation marks the transcript as partial. Gene Ontology annotation, molecular function: kainate selective glutamate receptor activity; transmitter-gated monoatomic ion channel activity involved in regulation of postsynaptic membrane potential. Gene Ontology annotation, cellular component: kainate selective glutamate receptor complex; postsynaptic membrane; plasma membrane.
CGUGUCUGUCUCUCUCCUCUCUCCUCUUGUAGGUUUAGCCCGUACGAGUGGUACAACCCGCAUCCGUGCAACCCCGACUCAGACGUAGUGGAAAACAAUUUUACUCUGCUCAAUAGUUUCUGGUUUGGAGUUGGGGCUCUCAUGCAGCAAGGCUCCGAGCUCAUGCCCAAGGCGCUUUCGACUCGAAUAGUGGGAGGCAUUUGGUGGUUCUUCACCCUCAUCAUCAUCUCCUCCUAUACUGCUAACCUGGCUGCCUUCCUCACCGUGGAGAGGAUGGAGUCACCCAUAGACUCAGCCGACGACCUGGCCAAACAAACUAAAAUCCUGUACGGCGUGGUGGAGGAUGGAGCCUCUAUGACCUUCUUCAAGAAAACAAAAAUCUCCACCUAUGACAAGAUGUGGGAGUUCAUGAACAGCAGACGGCAGUCGGUGAUGGUGAAGAACGUGGAGGAGGGCAUCCAGCGCGUCCUCACCUCGGACUACGCCUUCCUCAUGGAGUCCACCACCAUCGAGUUUGUCACUCAGCGCAACUGCAACCUCACGCAGGUUGGAGACCUCAUAGACUCCAAGGCCUACGGAGUGGGAACGCCUAUGGGCUCUCCAUACAGAGACAAGAUCACAAUAGCCAUUCUGCAGCUGCAGGAGGAAGGGAAGCUGCACAUGAUGAAGGAGAAGUGGUGGAGAGGGAACGGCUGUCCUGAAGAGGAGAGCAAAGAGGCCAGCGCGCUCGGGGUGCAGAAUAUCGGCGGGAUCUUCAUCGUGCUGGCCGCAGGACUGGUGCUGUCGGUGUUCGUGGCCGUCGGGGAGGUUCUUUACAAGUCCAAACAGAACGCGCAGCUGGAGAAGCGAUCGUUCUGCAGCGCCAUGAUGGACGAGCUGCGCGUCUCUCUGAAGUGCCAACGCCGCCUCAAACAGAAGCCUCAGCCGCCCGUCAUUGUAAAGACUGAGGAGGUCAUUAACAUGCACACGUUCAACGACAGGAGACUCCCGGGGAAGGAAACCAUGGCAUGAGGACUGACGCGUACCCCCCAAAAACCACAAGGAAAAAAAUACACGGAGGGGAGACUUAACGCUGACUCAACCACUAACUGACGUUAGCAGUCCAAACAGGAUUCCUUUUCUUAUGUAGACAGAUGUUUCCUGUGGAAAUAUAAAUAGCCGAGCAGUGUCACCUCACUGCGACGUUCAGGGGAAUUUGGACUUUGGUUGGGGUUGUGGUUUGUUGCCGAUGACGACGUGUGUAAAUUGAAAUGAUCCGUGUUGGUGUUCGGGAUGAAACAUGAGUCUGGUCCACACUAGACGUGGAUUUAAACACACAUAUAACACAUGUACGCACACAGACGCUCAUGUGACACAUGUUCAGACAAGGAAACUCUAUUGUGACAGUAACACCAGAUGUAGUUUUUUCUGUUGAUGUCAACGCCCUUUGUCUUACCUCCGUGUGUGUGUGUGUGUGUGUGUGUGUGUGAGAGAGAGACCCCCGUGUGUCCCACCCUGCAGUGGCUUGAGUUUCUUGCAAAUGAUUUGAUUAAAAAAAACACUAAUCUCCCACCAACAAAAGGGAAGCGGCAGACUGAUCCAAGUGGUUUCCUAUAUGACCUGAUGAUGUAUGUAAAAGUGAUAUUUAGUUUGGGAUCAUCUGCGCUGAACCUUGUCGACCCCGUGCCAUCGUUUUUCUUCUGUAACGCCUUUUCUCGUGCCAAAGUUCUGCCAUUUGUAUAAGAACUUCCUGUCCUGUCCUGUCAUGUCCUGUCACGCCUCUUUCUGUUCGAAGCCUCUACAGUACGACCCUCAACGUUUUACUGCCCUCGCUCCUUCUUCACCUUUUGUCCUCACGUGCCACGCCGUCUGCGGUUUUCACUCUGUAUCAAAAGUUGUUGUUUAAAAUGCAGUAUUUCUACAAAAAUGUUUGUUUUUGUACAAGAACAAGAAGUUUUGUAGUACUUUGUAUCAUGGUAGCCCCUCCUCCUGCCUGUGGAUAAAAAUAUGUAGCAGAUACCAACUCAAGCCGUCAAACCCUUAACACCUGGUGGCUGUAACUCAAACUCUGCUGUUUAAGGUUCAUCACGCUCUCUUUUUCUCAUCAUGCAAAACAAAGAGCAAGAAAAGUCUUGUUUUCUGUCACUUUCCCUGUGGGGCCUGCUGUACAUAAUGUCUGGAGACAAUGUGGUGGAUUUUGGUAUGUACAAAAAAACUGGAAGUAAAAAAAAAAAAAAAGAAAAAGGGGUGAGUCAUUGUAGGAAUCACGACCCGGCAGCAAAGUCCUUCUGACAUGUGUGGUUCGCCAACACUCGCUGUGAUGAGUCACCUUGAAAGACAUAAUAAAAUAUCCGACUGUUGCCUGGAUUCAACUCAGAUACCAGGCAACGCUGUUUGCCUCUCAUUUGGCUCACACUAAGUUUUUACGUAUUUAAAUAAUUAUACUGUAUAGUGCAAUAUAACCUUCGCAGUAUGUCGGUAUAUAUCUGUUAUAAACUCAUUUUUGGAAGGAGUCUAGAAA